UGACAUUUUCUGAGCGGAAUACAAAUGCAGCUCAUUUCCUCCCAGAGGUUUCUGACAUUUCUUCUACACAGAAAACAGAUUCUCCCAAGAAGGUGCUGGUCACAAGGAAGAAAGAUCUUUGUUUAAUCCCUCUGAAAAGAAAUGGCUUCGGACAUCCCUGGAUCGGUGACAUUGCCCGUUGCCCCCAUGGCGGCCACUGGACAGGUGAGGAUGGCCGGGGCCAUGCCCGCCCGCGGAGGAAAGCGGCGUUCUGGAAUGGACUUUGAUGAUGAAGAUGGAGAAGGUCCCAGCAAAUUUUCAAGAGAGAACCACAGUGAGAUUGAAAGGAGGCGGCGGAACAAGAUGACCCAGUACAUCACUGAGCUCUCUGACAUGGUCCCCACGUGCAGCGCGCUGGCCCGGAAGCCAGACAAGCUCACCAUCCUGCGCAUGGCCGUCUCGCACAUGAAGUCCAUGCGGGGCACCGGGAACAAGUCCACAGACGGCGCCUACAAGCCUUCGUUCCUGACGGAGCAGGAACUGAAGCAUCUCAUCCUUGAAGCGGCUGAUGGAUUUCUGUUUGUAGUGGCGGCUGAGACGGGGAGAGUGAUUUAUGUGUCUGACUCCGUUACCCCCGUGCUGAACCAGCCCCAGUCCGAGUGGUUUGGGAGCACCCUCUAUGAACAGGUGCAUCCUGACGAUGUAGAGAAGCUGAGAGAGCAGCUGUGCACCUCAGAAAACUCAAUGACAGGCCGGAUCUUGGACCUGAAGACUGGGACGGUCAAGAAAGAAGGGCAGCAGUCAUCCAUGAGGAUGUGCAUGGGCUCCCGGAGGUCCUUCAUCUGCAGGAUGAGGUGUGGAAAUGCUCCUUUGGACCACCUUCCUCUAAACAGAAUAACCACCAUGAGGAAAAGGUUCAGAAAUGGCCUUGGCCCUGUGAAAGAAGGAGAAGCCCAGUAUGCUGUGGUCCACUGCACAGGCUACAUCAAGGCUUGGCCUCCAGCAGGAAUGACCAUACCCGAAGAAGAUGCCGACGUGGGACAAAGCAGUAAAUAUUGCCUUGUGGCAAUUGGGAGACUCCAGGUGACCAGCUCUCCUGUGUGCAUGGACAUGAGUGGGAUGUCGGUGCCAACGGAAUUCUUAUCCCGGCAUAACUCUGACGGGAUCAUCACAUUUGUGGACCCAAGAUGCAUCAGUGUGAUUGGCUACCAACCCCAGGAUCUUCUAGGAAAGGACAUUUUGGAAUUCUGCCACUCUGAGGACCAGAGCCAUCUGCGGGAGAGCUUUCAGCAGGUGGUGAAGCUGAAAGGCCAAGUGCUGUCGGUCAUGUAUCGAUUCCGCACCAAGAACCGGGAGUGGGUGUUAAUCCGCACCAGCAGCUUCACCUUCCAGAACCCCUAUUCCGACGAGAUUGAGUACAUCAUCUGCACCAACACCAAUGUCAAGCAGCUUCAGCAGCAGCAGGCGGAAUUGGAGGUGCACCAGAGAGACGGGUUGUCAUCCUACGACUUACCGCAGGUUCCUGUCUCCAACCUGCCAGCCGGGGUUCACGAGGCCGGGAAGUCUGUGGAAAAGGCAGACUCAAUCUUUUCCCAGGAAAGAGAUCCGCGGUUUGCCGAGAUGUUUGCAGGAAUCAGUGCAUCGGAGAAGAAAGUGAUGAGCUCGGCGUCUGCAGCAGGAACUCAGCAGAUCUACUCCCAAGGAAGCCCGUUUCCCCCGGGACACUCGGGAAAGGCCUUCAGUUCUUCGGUGGUGCACGUGCCUGGCGUGAACGAUAUCCAGUCCUCUUCCUCGACGAGCCAGAACAUGUCCCAAAUCUCCCGGCAGUUAAACCAGAGUCAGGUGGCGUGGGCGGGUAGUCGGCCGCCCUUUCCCGGACAGCCCAUCCCCUCCCAGUCCAGCAAGACUCAGUCUUCUCCCUUUGGGAUCGGAACGAGCCACACCUACCCAGCCGACCCCUCCUCCUACAGUCCUCUCUCCAGUCCAGCCACCUCCUCGCCCAGCGGGAACGCCUACUCCAGUCUUGCCAACAGGACUCCAGGGUUCGCUGAAAGUGGACAAGGUAGCGGGCAGUUCCAAGGGCGGCCCUCGGAAGUCUGGUCGCAGUGGCAAAGCCAGCACCACGGACAGCAGAGCGGUGAGCAGCAGUCCCACCAGCAGCCGGGUCAGACUGAAGUGUUCCAGGACAUGCUGCCCAUGCCAGGAGAUCCAACCCAGGGGACCGGCAACUAUAACAUUGAAGACUUUGCCGACCUGGGCAUGUUCCCGCCGUUUUCUGAGUAGCUGCGGACAGAGCGAGCCUUCCACCGGGCAGUGCCCCCCAUACUGUGACAUCGACGCCCACGUGAACGGGGCCCUCCCUGCUUGCCCUGCCGCGGGACCCCCCAGCAGAAGACAUCUCGCCCCCCGUGUUCCCCUCACUGCCGUGGUGUUGGUCAGCUUUUAACCCACAGCUGCAGCUGCUCGGCCACCGACCA
Molecule: messenger RNA, 2456 nt
Organism: Lipotes vexillifer (Yangtze River dolphin)
Lineage: Eukaryota; Metazoa; Chordata; Mammalia; Artiodactyla; Lipotidae
Gene: ARNT2
Product: aryl hydrocarbon receptor nuclear translocator 2
Exons: 19
Coding region: 142-2262 (706 amino acids)
Biological process (GO): regulation of DNA-templated transcription
Cellular component (GO): cytoplasm; transcription regulator complex; nucleus
Molecular function (GO): protein dimerization activity; DNA-binding transcription factor activity
Source: RefSeq, a predicted model, not a curated record